Messenger RNA from Paramormyrops kingsleyae, 1123 nucleotides. RefSeq names its product copper metabolism (Murr1) domain containing 1 (gene commd1). The record is from RefSeq and is a predicted model, not a curated record. Lineage: Eukaryota; Metazoa; Chordata; Actinopteri; Osteoglossiformes; Mormyridae. Gene Ontology annotation, cellular component: endosome. Gene Ontology annotation, biological process: copper ion homeostasis; positive regulation of protein ubiquitination; negative regulation of protein localization to cell surface.
GAUAGAGUGGUCACGUGAUCCGAGUAACGUGACCGGAGGCCGAAGCUCGCGCAAGACAGAAUGGCGGAUGUCGACAAUCUUAAGUCACUCAGCGGUUUACUAAACGGAAUAGCUCAAAAAGCAUAUUAUAAUAAUCUGGAGAUUACAGAAGAACUUCUGAAGAAUGAGCUUUAUUCAGAUCUGUCACAAGAAGAGUUUCAUACUUUGCAUGAGAAGAUGAAGGGUCUCUUAAAGUCCAUUGCCACAGCUGAUAUGGAUCAAGCCCAACUGGAGGCCUUCCUGACAGCCCAGACUAGGAAGCAGGGCGGUGGGGCAGUGAGUGCGGAGCAGGCAGCCGCCCUGUCCAAGUUUUGGAAGAACCAGCGGAGCCGGAUAAGGGAGAGCCUCCUGGGGCAGAGUCGCUGGGAGCCCACUCUUCGGGGCAUGAGCUGGAGGGUGGACCUGCAGACCUCCACCAGCAGAGGGCAGCCUGUCAGCAGCCCUGUUGCCUUGGUGGAGCUCGAGCUUGGCAGGGCUGGGGAGGAUUCCGAAUUCGUGUGCAUGGAGUUUGAUGAGGUCAAGGUGAACCAGGUGCUGAAGAAGAUGACUGAGAUCCAGGAGAGCAUCGACCACAUUGUGCACCACAGCUGAAGCACAAAAGUGCUUAGCUGGGCUCCGGGCCGACCGAACAAGUCCCUAAGCCCUCCAGCUGAGGCUGGGCAGACGCUGCGUGGCUGAGGGGGUCCCGCCUGUGAAGACAGGCUUGUUUUGUCCUCAAAAGAUGCGUCGGAGAGCGAGUGGGUUGGGUUCCUCCUGCUCCUACACUUCCUUUCCCUUAUAGACAGAGGUGGACAUUUCAGGUCCAGAAAGUAAAUAUCCAAACCAGGAUUUUGUUUCAACCAACCAGUUGAGUAUAAAGAGUCACGGUCAUGGAGUACUCAAAUGGUUGGUUGAAACAAAAUCCUGGUUUGGAUUUUUACUUUCUGGACCUGAAAUGUCCUCUGCUUAUAGAUACGGUAAAGUAGAAAUCCCAACAUGUUUGUAAUCAUGCUACUGGAACGUGAAGUACUGGCUUCACUAACACAUGACAGCAGUAUGCAGGCGGGGGUGGCUCACUGCUGGCUUUCUGUAGCAGCAGGUGCGU